AUGAGCCCCAUCCGCAGCAGCCCCGCGGCCGCGCCAGCCUCCUGCUUCAACCUCCCUCUGGGCGAUGCCGCCGACCUGGACCUGACCAACCGCACGUCCUCCUGCGCCGAGCUCGACUGGACGCCCUUUGCGUCGCGUCACACCGUGCGCCUGGCCCACAACGGCAUCGCGGCGCUGGCGGCGGCGGCGCGCGCCGGCGAGGCCCUCGAGCUGCUCGACCUGUCGCACAACGGGCUGCAGCGGCUGCCGGCCGCCUUCCUGAGCCGGGCGCCGCGGCUGCAGCAGCUCUUCCUGCAGCACAACGCGCUGCGCGAGCUGCCGCGCGGCUUCUUCGCGGGCGCGCCGGCGCUGCGCACGCUGCGCCUGGACGGCAACCCGCUGCACGCGCUGCCCGCGCUGCCCGCCCGCCUGCAGCGGCUGCGGCUGCCGUGCCGCUGCGCGCUGCUGCAUGCCUGCACGGUGCCCUCCUGCCUCUGCGACAGCGGGGACAGCGUUGUCAACGGCACCGAUCCCGGGGCCGUGGGUGCACAGUAG
Molecule: messenger RNA, 534 nt
Organism: Nothoprocta perdicaria
Lineage: Eukaryota; Metazoa; Chordata; Aves; Tinamiformes; Tinamidae
Product: chondroadherin-like protein
Exons: 2
Coding region: 1-534 (177 amino acids)
Molecular function (GO): protein binding
Source: RefSeq, a predicted model, not a curated record